CAUGACUGAGCGACUGAGCACACAUGUACACCUGUCAGGCAUCGUGUCAAUUUGUGGUUCAGCCUAGUCUAGAGGAGAUGUUCAAUAAGCACUACCUGGGUGGAUGGAUGGAUGGACAGAUGAAUGUGGAUAGACGACCUGCAUGUUUAAUGCUAGAGAGCAGUUGCUAUUAUGUUUCAACAAAAUUUCGUGUUUAUAUGAACACCCUUGGGGAAGGAAAUGGCAACCGACUCCAGUACUCUUGUCUGAAGAAUCUCAUGGAUGGAGAAACCUGGUUGACUACAGUCCAUGGAAUCACAAAGAAUCAGACAUGACUGACGUGACUUAGCACACAUGCACACACAAGCAUCCUAGAAAAACUUGCCUUUUGUAGUCUAAAGCAAUGUAUUUUAGUUAAGGCAACCUUCCUGAUUUUACCCUGGAAAUGCUUUCCCUUGAUUGUGAUAAGGCAAUAAAGUAGAGACUUUUUUAAAAGCUUCACCAGGCUUAUCAGUUGUUAUAAGAUCCUUUCAGCUGUGAGGCAUUAAGUGAAACAAAUGAAUAGAACUCUGUAAGCACAGGUCUUACAGCAGGAGGUUUGCACAGCAUAACUGCCCUCCUGCUGAACUUUCUGGCUGGAUAAAUUCUGGCCACAUUCAACUCAUGAACUUCCUGCUCUGGGUCCAGCCCCACUUCCAUCACUGCACACACAACACAGGCUCCUGCUGAAUGACCAAGGAGCUUCUAAUAAGCCCAAACCGGGGCUGACAAUCAUAAUGGCAAUGCUGGUGUGAACUUAGGGACCUUCUGAGGCUAUGGCUGCGCACAGCACCUCGGGGACAAUUACCGUGGUCGCUGGUCUAUACAUAGGAAAAUAAAAGCAAACAGGAAAAGCUGAGCAACAUAGAAAGAGAGAAAUGUGAACAGAAAUGUCUAGAAUACGGUUUCGUUGCUCUUCCUGACUCCCUGGGUUCUGAAGAGCUAAUGCCCAGCAGGAAUUGAGACUGUGUGAUAUGCUUGUCUGUGUUAGCAAGGGUCCUUUGGUACCAAAGCCACAAGGGGCCAAAAGUUAACGCACACUUCAGGCAUUACAUUUAUUCCAUGUGUGCAAGAAUAUCUAUUUUCUGAGUAUUAUUUCAAUUAAAAUGGACAAAUGAAGCUAGGGCACUUAUUUUACUCUUUCAGCUCAAAUAACCAGCUUCUUUGUCAACUUCCCCUGGGGAGGCCUGAUGGGCUGGACCUUCUGUGGCCUCUUGGUCCUCCAUGUGGGUUUCUCCAGCCCCUGCCCAUUUAGUGGGCCUUCCCCGCUGCCUCCUGUGUUGUCCAAUCAACCCCUACCUGCCCCUGAAACUCCUGCUUGCAUGUGAGAGCCCAUCAGCCCUGACCUCUGUUAGCCUCGGAAGAGACGAUGGCUGGUGUUGCACCCACAUCCUGUGAUGAGCACCCAAUGGCCACCUGAUGCAUCCAUGGCCCACAGGCUGAAUGAGAAGCAGAAGCUGGGGCCCUGUGUCUGUCCUGAGAGGCAAGUCUGGAGGUGCAGUCAGGAGGCCCCUGAGGGAACAGCCUCCAGCAGAGAAAGGGAGGCCUUGGACCUCAAGACGAUUACACACAGGUGUUUCCACAAAUGUGAUUCCUACGUCACAAGACAAUGUGGACACCACCUGCCACCUGGCAACCUACUGGAGGCCGCUUACCUGUCAGAGUUCUCAGGUCUCACCAAGAUGUGGUGUGAAUGCCCCCAGUGGUCCCCUCCUGCCUGCAUCCCAUUCAGCCCCUCACCCGCCAUCUCUCUGGGGUCCCUCUCAAGAGUCUCCAGCUUCGGCCUCUCUCUGACCGCCAGUUCCUCCCAGUCUCGUCGUGGGGGUCACAGGAAAGUGGCUCCUACGAUCUCACUCAUGUCCCCAGUUGUCCAACCCCUGAGGCUGGCAGGUGCCCAUGAUGCUCACAUCUUGGCACUGCCCACCUGGCAGCAUCAGUGAACCAGAAACCUCUUGGAGUUUCUGGAAAGCCCUCCACCAGGUGGGACGGGACCCCUGGGAUGCCCCUGGAGGCGGGUCCUGCCAACAGGAUUCACAGCCCAAGCAGCAGCCAGCCCUGGUGGCUGAAGAGCCAGGAUACUUCCUGAGCGGCCACCCCCCGACCCCGACUCAGUCCCUGGACCAGGGUGAGAGGAAGUGUGCCAUCUCUGGCCUCCAGGAACACCUUCACUCCAGGCCCUGCUCCUGGUCUGCUGCGCCCUCGGAGCCCAGCACUGCUCUGAAGAGGAGACCUCGGCUGCUUCGCACCCAGCGCCCCCUUGCCCAAGCAGCCCCCCACACCCUUGACCUCCACGUGAGGCCCAGGAGGCUCCCAGGAGGCCCAGCUUCACCCGCAGGGCCCAAGUGUGGCUCAAGCCUUGGUCCUGGUUGACCUCCACAUCCACAACUGGAGUGCGAGCCUCCUGCCUCAGCAGAUCCUGGACCUGGGAAGAAGGUGCUGCUCCUGAGAAAGCCCUCCCAAACCCAGGAGGAGAGGCCAGGGCUCAGGCCGGUCACCAGAGUACCCACAGCCCCUCCAGAGCACCCGGGGAUACUCAGGCCACAUGACUGCAAUCCUGGCCCCGCACAUGCCCUCCUUCCUGGGGAGUCACUGUGGAUGACAGAAAUGCAGCGAAACCACAGGCUCGAUUUUGUUUCUCGUCCACGCAUUGCUCUUCCAGGAGUCUGGACAGCCCUGAGCUACACUGGCCCUCUGGGUUUAUAGGGAAGCCCUCCCAGGCGCAGCUAUAAUUAGAAAUCAACUGAGGCAGAAACCCAGCCUGGUCCUUGGCGGGGUUCCAGGUCUAUUGAUUUAGGAAAUCCACUCUCCUGACCCCGGGGCUGAUCCUAAGUUCCGGCCUUUGUGUACACCUUCCCUGCCCACCUGGCAGGCGCAGGCCCGCCUCCCCACUCCCCACCUGCCCCAGCUUGCUCCUAGCUAGAAGGAAAACACCCAGGAGUUCACCGCCGGGUGGCUGGCGCUUUCAUCUGGCCCCGUCCACUCGGGGUUUUCAACCGUAAACACAGUUCUGAAUGCAGGACUGUGUGUGCGGGGGAGUGAAGAAGGCAGGAUUUGUGUCAAGAGAUUCCGGAAAACUAGCCCCUCCCCAAAGCCACCUGACGCUACUGGGGUGAGAGACAGGCCAACAGGGUGCCAUCCGGAAAGAUCCUGGGCCCCAGGAUCCUGUCUCCAUGCCCCCUCUUUCCCUGGCAUCCCAGGCCGUGGUGGGGGGAUCCUCCCCAAACCUUGCAGCCUUCCCUGCUGGUCAGAGUUCAGGUGUACACCCCUACUUCCUGGAAGGGAUAGCUCCCCACAGCCUCCCUCAAUCUGGGGUCACUCCUGCAUCCCCCCCAGCAAAAAGUCAUUGUUGAAAAGCCAGUGGCUGUCCCUACAGACCUGCUGUGUGUGUCAGGAACUUUACAGACAAAGCGGGACCCGCUGGGCUGAGGGCCUGGGAUCGUCAGAACAACAAACAAGGACCAACUCCCACAGCCCCACCUGCACCUUGUGGAGCCCAUUAGCAAGGGGAGGCCCCAGGCUGAGAGGCUGGUGGAUUCAAACCCCUCCCGCAGGGACCAACAUCCCACCUGGUGCUUCUCCCAAACGCCUUCCUGAGCAUAGUCCUGCGGGUUUAGACAGAAGGUGACCCCUCGGGACAGGAUGGCCCACAGGGGAAGCUGCAUAGGGAUGGCCUGGCUGCCUGUCCUGCUGGCGUCCCUGGUAUGCCGGGCCGGUGCGGAGGAGGCCAGCUGUGGCGAGAAUGAGUUCUACAACCAGACCACUGGGCUGUGCCGUGAGUGUCCGCAGUGCGCGCCAGGGGAGGAGCCCUACCUGUCCUGCGGCUAUGGCACCAGGGAUGAGGACUACGGCUGUGUUCCCUGUCCUGCGGAGAAGUUCUCCAAGGGCGGCUACCAGAUCUGCCGGCGCCACAAGGACUGCGAGGGCUUCUUCCGUGCCACGGUGCUGACCCCCGGGGACACAGAGCGCGACGCUGAGUGUGGGCCCUGCUUGCCUGGCUACUACAUGCUGGAAAACAGACCGAGGAACAUCUACGGCCUAGUAUGCUACUCCUGCCUGCUGGCACCCCCCAACACCAAGGAAUGUGUGGGAGCCUCCUCGGGAGUUUCUGCCAACUUCCCCCGCACACCUGGCAGCAGCACCCUGUCCCCGCCGCAGCUCACCCACAAAGCAGAGCUCUCAGGCCAAGGACACCUGGCCACCGCCCUGGUCAUUGCCAUGUCCACCAUCUUCACCAUGGCCGUCGCCAUUGUCCUCAUCAUCAUGUUCUACAUCCUGAAGGCCAGGCCGUCUGCCCCAGCCUGCUGCCCCAGCGCCCCCGUGAAGAGCCCAGAAGCCCCCGUGAGCGAGGAAGAGGAGAAGAAAGAGGCCAAAGACAACGUGGUGAUCUUCUCUGAGAAGGACGAAUUCGAGAAGCUGACGGCGGCUCCAGCCAAAUCGGCUAAGAGCGAGAACGACGCCUCAUCAGAGAAGGAGCAGCUGCUGAACCGGAGCCUGGACAGCGACGAGGAGCCAGCCCCAGAUGGGCAGGGCCCCCCGGAGCUGUGCCUGCUGUCGCUGGUCCACCUGGCCAGGGACAAGUCAGCCACUGCCACCCGGGCGGCCGGGAUUCAGAGUCGAAGGAAGAAGAUACUGGACGUGUAUGCCAGUGUGUGUGGUGUUGUGGAAGGCCUCAGCCCCACGGAGCUGCCCUUCGACUGCUUGGAGAAGACCAGCCGGAUGCUCAGUGCCACGUACAACUCGGAGAAGGCGGUGGUGAAGACGUGGCGCCACCUGGCCGAGAGCUUUGGGCUCAAGCGGGACGAGAUUGGUGGCAUGACAGAUGGGCUGCAGCUGUUUGACCGCAUCAGUACGGCCGGCUACAGCAUCCCCGAGCUUCUCACCAAGCUGGUGCAGAUUGAGCGGCUGGACGCCGUAGAGUCCCUGUGUGCGGACAUCCUGGAGUGGGUGGGGGUCCCGCCACCCGCUGCCCAGCCACCCCCUGCAUCCUGAGCAGGGCCGCAGUCCCCAAGGCCAGGCUGUCUCCUCUGCACACCAGGGGCACCUCGCUGGUCCGAGGAACAGGAGGACACAGGCCUGUCUCCCAGUCUAACCAGAUAGAAGAUCCGUGUGGACAUGAGGUUACACUGGCCUCACCAGGCGCAGUGGGUCUGUGCGCAUCUAUCUGGCCUGCCCCACUUGCUCCUCCACGGAUGCGGUCGGCACUGCCCGGUGUGCACCACGGUGCCUGGAGGACACAGUGAAGCCUAUCUGUCCUGUGGGGAGUUCACCGCCCCAGGGGACAUACUUUUCUGGAAGACCACAGACAGCCCAAGGGGGUGUGGGAACGGGGGCACAGCUUGGGGGAGCCGCUUCCCUAGGCGGGGGGCAUGGGGGCGCCCCAUGAGGAACGCAGCUCUGAGGUUGGGAAAAGGCUGCAGAGGCACCACGUCCUCCCGCUCCAGGCUCAUUGAGGGUCUGCACCGCCUGCGGGACCCCGGGCUCACUGUCCCCACGGCCCUUCUGCCUGCAGGAUGCCUGCCUCCCACGGAUGUCCAAUCAAGGGCAGUCUCCUGGCUUCACUCAGUGCUGCACAAGGCCAGCCUCAGGACCCGGGGUCCCUGAACUGCCUCUGCUUUCUUUCUCGAGCGGACUGGACCCUCUAGGGCAGUAGUGCUCAGGGACACAAGUUGUUUGCUUCAAACAGAAAUGAGGGGUUGGCUUUGCUUGGAAAGGGAAACAGCCAUGGAACCCUCAGGCUCCAGAGGGUCUUGGACAGGGAUGUGCCUCGUGGGCCUUCUGAGCCCCUCAGGGAACGUGGGGUCUGUAGCCAUGGGGACCUGGUCUGCUCGUGCCAACAGGGGCCGAUUUCUUCCCCUCCCAGGGCUCAGUUUGCUUCUCUUCUGCAAAUAGGUUAUUCUGUGAUUCUAAGUCAGAGAAAGUAAAGUUGGGCAGACCUGAAGGGGGUCUGGAGACCAUGCCAGGCCUUCCACGGAUGUGAGUGCACUGUGAGCUGUCGGGGAAACGGGAAUGAAAACAGAACUGAGUUCUCACAGUAACUUUAAGUGUCCGGCAGACACUGAGAGAGGGGCUUAACAGCCUUGUUCUGGCAAAUUCUCUGAGGACAUCUGCUGUGGCCAGAACCAAGAACCAGGGGUGAUCAGGCAGGUUGAGGGUGUUUAACUGUGAAUUCUCUGCUCAGCCCCCAGGGACAGACCUGACCCCGUUGUUCCUAAACUGAAACCAGUCUCUGGCUUAUACUUUUGUGAAAUGACAAGUCCCAUGACUGACAAAUGCUUCUGGGGAGGAAACCAGGUAUAUGCGGAGGGCAGAACGCAACCUCCCGGCCCUGAACGCAGAACAUUUGGCCAUUUAACACCAUUGUUGUCUGUGGUGUCGGCCUGCUGUGCCCCGCAGGGCACACUCACACACAGCCUGGUUACCCUCAGUCCCGUGGCCCCUUGGCACAAUCCCGGCUCUGUGCUGCUGCUGCUGCUGCUGAAGCCACCUUCUCUGAGGCUGUGGACGUCAGAGGAGGCGGAUCGGGCGGCCACAGGGCCGGCGGUGCCAGGCCUGUCUUGGGGGCUCAGCCCGCCAUGUGCAGGGAGUUUGUCCUGACAGUGACUCAGUCCUUCGUCAUCUGCUCACCUGGGGACAAACCCAGGCAGGAAUCACUCUGGAGGGCUUGAGCCUACAUGAUGGGUUCAGAUCACUGAGUCUACAAGGACUCUAACCGAGCAAAGCUGGGCUCCCCCUGCUGUCCUGUAUGGCCACAGCCACUGUUCCUGCUGAAAUAAACAUACUCAGAAAACACCCCUGCCAGAGCUGUGGGCCCUGGCCAGUGGAAUCUUCAUUGUCAAUGUUUGUGUCUAGGUCUGUUUAUAUAACUUAUUAUGUUUUACAAUUUCAAUAAACUAAUAAC
Bubalus bubalis (water buffalo) is the source of this 6916-nucleotide messenger RNA. It is a transcript of the gene EDAR, whose product is annotated as ectodysplasin A receptor. Gene Ontology annotation, cellular component: plasma membrane. The transcript is spliced from 12 exons. Gene Ontology annotation, molecular function: signaling receptor activity. Gene Ontology annotation, biological process: positive regulation of canonical NF-kappaB signal transduction; positive regulation of JNK cascade. Bases 3658 to 5007 code for a protein of 449 amino acids. Lineage: Eukaryota; Metazoa; Chordata; Mammalia; Artiodactyla; Bovidae. The record is from RefSeq and is a predicted model, not a curated record.